Molecule: messenger RNA, 2349 nt
Organism: Humulus lupulus (European hop)
Lineage: Eukaryota; Viridiplantae; Streptophyta; Magnoliopsida; Rosales; Cannabaceae
Exons: 2
Coding region: 1-2349 (782 amino acids)
Molecular function (GO): zinc ion binding
Source: RefSeq, a predicted model, not a curated record
AUGAAGGGUACUAGUGGGUUGGAGAAUAUUGCAUUUACUUUGAACCCUCAAUCGAAAACUUCCCAUUUCAUUGAAAGUCAAUGUUCAGUGCUUACACAGAGGUCAAAUGUGGGUGUGCUUGAAACUGGCGCUGGUGUGGGUGGUUCAUGGGAUUUUUAUGUUGCAGAUGGCAGUGUUGGUUUAACAGUGGUUGUUGGUUCAAAUUUGGACAGGGAAGAAACUGAUUUUGAGGAUAAUGAUGAGGUUAUUGCAAAAUAUAUUAGAGAUUUUGAGUAUGAACAAGGUGAUGAUGCCCUGAAUGUUGAUGAAACUGCAGAGAAACAUUUGAAGGGAAUAGAAAAGAGGGUAGUAGACAUUGAUGAUGUGAAAGAUUUACCAAUUUUUGAGUCUGAUUCAGAUUACAUUCCAGGAGAUAGCUCUGAGAGUGAUGUUGAUGAUAGGACAGAGCAUGGUGAGGGCUCAAAGUUUCACAAGCCAAGAAAGUGGACUAAAAAAACAAAGUUACCACAAUUGACAGAGUUUAAAGCUGAUGUUGAUAUAGAGAAGCCAGUUUUCAAGUUGGGUUUGGUCUUUAGCUCAGGGGCUGUGUUUAAACAAGUUGUGAGGGAAUAUGCAAUAAUGAAUGGAAAAGAUAUUUGUUUUAAGAAAAAUGAUCCUCAUAGAGUAAGAGUUGUUUGUCGCGGUGUAAACUGCCCUUGGGUGUGUUUUGCCUCAAAGAUAGAUGACAGUCAAACAUUCGUCAUCAAGACUUAUAUCAACGAACAUAAGUGUUCGAGGAACAACACCAAUCGUUUUGCAACUUCAAAGUGGUUGUCAAAAAAGUAUUUAGAUGAAUUUAAGAGUAAUGAGAACUGGCGUCUUUCAGCAUUCAUUCAAAAAGUCAGCAAAGACCAUGUGCUAGAGGUUUCAAAACAUAAGGCAUACAAAGCCAAGCGACUAGCAACCAAAACCAUCGAAGGUACUUAUGAAGAACAUUACACUGCGCUUUAUGAUUAUGCUGAGGAGAUCAAGUAUACCAACAAGGGUUCAACUGUUGAAUUUCUGACAGAUUUGGCACCGAAUGGAAAACCGCGAUUUAAAAGGAUGUAUAUUUGUUAUGCAGGCUUAAAGAAUGGUUUCAAUGAAGGAUGUAGACCUGUGAUUAGUUUAGAUGGGUGCCAUAUCACGGGGCCACACCAAGGACAACUCUUAACAGCAAUUGGGAUAGAUGCAAAUAAUGGCAUGUACCCUAUUGCAUUUGCUGUGGUUGAGAUUGAAAAUAAGGAUUCAUGGUCGUGGUUUAUGAACUUAUUGAAGGAGGAUUGUAAGAUAUUGAAUUCAAAUCAUUGGACAUUCAUCACAGAUAAACAGAAGGGAUUGGAACAGGCUUUGAAGGGUAUGUGGAAGGAAGGUGUACCAGAAGCAGAACACAGACAUUGUGCAAGACAUUUAGAAAAGAAUUUUAGUAAAGUAUAUAAAGAAAAGACACUUAAAGAUCUUAUGUGGAAGGCUGCAAGACAAGUCACUAUAACUGGGUUCCAUGCAGUUAUGGAAGAGAUUAAGAAUGAGAAUGAGCAAGCAUAUGAAUGGUUAAUGGAAAAAGGGCCUAUACAUUGGAGUAGAUCCCAUUUUAGGACUCAUCCUCAAUGUGACAUACUAUUGAACAACUUAUGCGAAUCUUUCAAUGGAUUGAAGGCUAUCUUGGCUGCCAGAGACAGACCAAUCUUGUCAAUGCUUGAAAGAAUUAGGAUGUAUUUGAUGCAAAGACUUACCACCAAACGACAUUCAGUGGUUAUGUGGCAUUCCAACAUUGCACCUAAGAUUGUUGAAAUUUUAGAGAAGCAUAAAAUUGAAGCUGGGGCUCAUAUACCUACAAAAUCAUCUGAAUUCAUUUAUCAAAUCAUCAACAUGUACGGAGGCAUGUAUUUUGUGGACUUAAAGGCUAGAAGUUGUUCUUGUAGAAAGUGGGAUCUCACAGGUAUUCCAUGUGGGCAUGCUGUAGCUGCAAUAUGGCAUAAAAGGGAUGAUCCAGAUGAUUAUAUAAGCAAAUGGUACACAAAAGAGUACUAUAUGAAAGCUUAUUCACAUCAAAUAUUCCCAAUAAGAAAUCAAGAUCAGUGGCCUAUUAGUGGCAAAGCUGGCAUGGUCAAACCAAUAAGCAAGAUACAACCUGGCAGACCCAAAAAAUCAAGAAAAGUUGAUCUUGAUGAAAUGGUCCCACAUGGUGGAAGCAAAAUGAAAAGGCGGUAUGUGAAGAUUAGAUGUAGCGGUUGUGGUGUUGAAGGACACAACUUAAGAACUUGUGCUAGGAUUAAGAAACUAGUAAGUGAUUUAUCAUUUUCAAUUACUACUAAUUGCAUUGCAUUUUGA